This is a messenger RNA of Fonsecaea multimorphosa CBS 102226, 666 nucleotides long. RefSeq lists its product as uncharacterized. The transcript has a single exon. NCBI's taxonomy places the organism in Eukaryota, Fungi, Ascomycota, Eurotiomycetes, Chaetothyriales, Herpotrichiellaceae. The coding region runs from base 1 to 666 and encodes 221 amino acids. The record is from RefSeq and is a predicted model, not a curated record.
AUGAAGAAUAUUUUCAGGCGACAUCAGGAAAAAGAAGCACCUGAACCACACCCGAUACAAGAUGAGGACGAUAACUGGGACGAUGUCCAGCCACAGCGGCCUUUCCAGUCCGACGUCACCGAUCAGAGCUCAGAAUCUCGCACCUUGUACGUUCAGUACCAGGAUUAUUGGAACCAACAUACGACGAUCCGUCUCCUUGACACGGACCAGACCACCGUCUUGUACACGGUAGAAGCGAGAUAUCGGAAACCGCAAAUGACGAUCCGAUCCAACGUCAGUGAUGCUGAAGUGGCUACAGUUGACUUCCACGCAUUGACGACUCGGAUUGAUGUGAAAUUGCAUGGGCAGCCUCUCACCCUCGAGUCUUCACGGUUCAACACGCAGUACUCGUACGCUUCCCCAGCACUUUGUGGGGAGAAAAUGUCGUGGAAACCUCGGAAAAAGAUCGAUGACUUGAACAUGGUGCUCUUGGAUGGCCAGGGGCUAGCCAUUGCCAGAUACAAGCCAAACUACAAGGGCUCGAAGCGGGGUGGCAGCAUGGAAAUGCUCGCCCCGUGCUGGAGCAGCGAAGCGGUGAUGGAGGAAGUCAUUGUCAUGUUUCUGGCGGUGUCCCAUUACAAAGAAAGCCAAAGAAUGACUUCUGCCAUAACAACAAGCGUUGUAUAG